Molecule: messenger RNA, 801 nt
Organism: Solanum dulcamara
Lineage: Eukaryota; Viridiplantae; Streptophyta; Magnoliopsida; Solanales; Solanaceae
Exons: 2
Coding region: 1-801 (266 amino acids)
Molecular function (GO): zinc ion binding; nucleic acid binding
Source: RefSeq, a predicted model, not a curated record
AUGGAGAGAGAGGAGUUUGGGGACCCCAAGAGGGCCCGUGCUUCUGGUAAGUUUUUGGGUACCUCAUCUGGAGGUAGAGGGUCCUAUAGAGGAGGUGGUUCCUUCCAGCGUAGAGGACCAGUUCAUGCAUCUAUGCCUGCUUCUGAGGGUGGUCAGACACCUCGUGGGUCCUAUAGUGCAGGUCAGAAUUACCAGGGGUCACAGCAGAGGUCAAUUAGCCGGGGUAGUUAUACAAGUUCUUCAGGUUCAUCGCAGAGGUUUUCGCAUGAGAGAGCAUGUUAUACUUGUGGUGAUCCGGAUCAUCUUUCAUGGCAGUGUCCAUCUCAGGGUCGAGGAGGAACCCAACCUAGUUCUUCAGUUUCAGUGAGAGGGCCAGCGCCGCCAGUCAGAGGUCGAGGUAGAGCCCAGACUAGUAGGGGUGGUCGCACUCCUAGUAGGGGUGCUAGUGGUGCUAUAGUCCCUCAGGAAGGAGGUAGAGGUGUUGGGCAGGUCGGAGGUGGUAGGGGAGCUCAGUGUUAUGCUUUUCCAGGGAGACCCGAGGCUGAGGCUUCCGACGUCGUUAUCACAGUGGAGUUGGGUCCAGACUUGACAUUUGAGGAGGAGCCUAUAGCCAUUCUAGAUAGGCAGGUUCGUAACCUUAGAACCAAGAAGAUAGCUUCAGUGAAGGUACAAUGGAAGCACCGUUCAGUCGGAGAGGCGACUUGGGAGACAGAGGCUGAUAUGCGUGCCAGAUAUCCCCAUCUUUUUGAAUCUUCAGGUAUAUUCCUUUGCUUUAUGUUCGGGGACGAACAUGAUUUUUAG